CGCCAGAGCGCGUAACUGUCCCACUGGAACGACCUCCUCAGAGAGAAAGUGAAUUAAACAAACUGCCACCAUGACGGGUAGAGAAGAGGCUAUAGACGAAAAACCUAAGGUUAAACUGUAUCCCUCAUUCGGAAUCGACAAAUCACGUCUAAAUGGAUCUGGAUUUAGGUCCAAAGGGUUCGCGAUCACAGACCUGCUCGGUCUGGAGUCGGAUCUCCAGCCGCAUCAGUCCGGUUCUGGUGCAGGGGCCAACGGAGAGGGGCAGAGCGCGGCGCUCGGAGGAUUUGCUUUCCCGGGAGGCUCUUUGCCGCUCGGCUUGGGUUUUCUCUGCAGUUUGGCGGCUCAACAACCCCCCGGGGCCCCGUGUUUUCUCCCGAGCCACAUCCCGCUCCUACAGCCACGGACAGAGAGCCACUUCAUUCAGAAUCUAGAACAGCAACGGGACGCCUAUUCCGAUGAUGAUUGUCUUUCUGGGGAUCGCAAUGAUGGGAAAAACUCAGGGAACUCACAAAAGAGGAAGAAGCGAAGGCACAGGACAGUUUUUACCUCGCAUCAGCUCGAGGAGCUGGAGAAAGCCUUCCAUGAAGCACACUAUCCAGAUGUUUACGCAAGAGAAAUGCUGGCCAUGAAGACAGAGCUACCAGAGGACAGAAUACAGGUAUGGUUUCAGAACCGCCGUGCUAAGUGGAGGAAAAGGGAGAAGUGCUGGGGCCGCAGCAGUGUCAUGGCAGAAUAUGGGCUGUAUGGUGCCAUGGUCCGUCACUCCAUUCCACUUCCAGAAUCCAUCAUCAACUCGGCCAAGAAUGGCAUGAUGGGCUCCUGCGCUCCCUGGCUUCUAGGUGAGCCAGCAGGAAUGCAUAAAAAGUCUCUGGAAAUUGCAAAAAAACCUCCUGGCACACCUGAAUCAACACACUCUGAUUCGUAUUCGGAGGAACAUAAGGUGAAAGACAGCGACACGACAUGGUCGAGUGGAGCCAAUGGAGCAGACGACUCAGAAGACAUGGCAAUAGAUUUGUCCAGCACUUCAAAACAAGAGAGUAAAAGCACUUUGAAAAGAUCACCACCUCGCACAGAAAACAGCAGUGAUUCUGAGACUGAGAGUUAAAUAUGCAAAUGAAAACGGACAAUUUUAAAGACCACAUAUGGUAUAAAGGACUAUCGGUUUAUACAGUAUCACACCUUUUGACAAUGGUUUUGUUUGUCAGCUUUCCUGUGGAUUUUUUGUAGUGGUUUAUCAAAUAUUUGAAUACUAGAGACUGUUUUAUUCUUAACUAUUUAUCUUUCAUGUGUAAAAAUGAUUCAUGUAAAAAGUGUUAAAUAAUGUUUUAUGUUAUAUGUUCAUGGGAAUUAUCCAUAAAUCUGAUUCACAAUAAGUUACCCUAUUUUUCUUGAACAUUUUCUUUCUUUUUCUCUGUUAAAAUAUCUGCAGGGUGACCUUGUUCACCACUAUUGUGAAUGUCAUAAUAUUUCCCUAUUGUAAUACGGUAUGUGUCUGGGGAACAGGAAGGAUUCUAAAGCACUUUACCUGCUGUGAUGAUGAAUGUUUUGCAUUGAUCAGUCUCAUCAACAGAGCAAUAUAAUACCAGCAAAAACAAACCCACAUCAUGACAAAAAAAUAAAACAUAUUUUAUGCUUUUGAUUCCUGCCUUCUGUUUCUUUGUUUCAGCACUCCAGAUCGAAAAAUAUGUCAUUGAAAAUUAACUUGACUUGUCACACAGAAGGAAGAAGUUUAAGAAAUCGGCUCAUUUCUUCACUGGUCCCAGUCUUCUUGCUGUCAAAGACAUGAGAACAGUAUACAGAUGUCUUCUAGUUAAGAUAUUGCUGACCUGUUAGGUGGCCUGUUAACAAUUCUACCAUCUGGAAAAAAGGUGUAUUUAAGCCAAACAACAACAAGGUUAAGCAGUUUGUUUCCCAGAAACUGUCACACUACUCAACAGCCCAAUCAUCUUUAAUUCAUGUCAGCCUGCUUUUAUAAUCCAUGCCCAGACAUUUUUAUUUAAACAAGCUCAACAAAGGUUCUGCAGAUAUACACCAUUGCAAGAACAUCACCUGCAGAUCUACAAAAUCAUGGUCGUUUUUUAAAAUU
Molecule: messenger RNA, 2086 nt
Organism: Cyprinus carpio (common carp)
Lineage: Eukaryota; Metazoa; Chordata; Actinopteri; Cypriniformes; Cyprinidae
Gene: vsx1
Product: visual system homeobox 1 homolog, chx10-like
Biological process (GO): regulation of DNA-templated transcription
Cellular component (GO): nucleus
Molecular function (GO): DNA-binding transcription factor activity, RNA polymerase II-specific; transcription cis-regulatory region binding
Source: RefSeq, a predicted model, not a curated record